GUUUUGCUGAAGACGCAGACGAUGAUUAACAUGAGCUCCUGGUCUCCAAACGAGAACCCACUCACCACCACCCUGCGCCGCCGCGGUCACUGUCCGUAUCACCAGAGAACAGACCCUACGUGGAGAAAGUGUUGGAAGAGAAAGACCAUCUUUAUUCAUCAUCACACCUGAGUGUGGGGGAUUUGUGCAUAAAGACUGCCGAAAAUGAUGGCAGAAUCUCUGCCGUUCUGUGGCACCGCCGGCCCCUUGUCAGGGCUGGAGCUGGAGGCCUGGUAUGAGGACCUACAAGACAUCUUGUCCUCGGAAACAAAAAAUACUGCAGCAGUCCAGUUGGUAUCCGAUGAGCAGGUGGAAACUCUGGAUGGCUCUCCUUACCUCUGGACACUGGAGUCAAUAGAUUCAACUUUACCAGUGAACUUUACCGAUGAAGAAGUGGUCGCUUUGGAAACUGUUGUAAGUCAGUUGCCUUCUGAAGUUUUGGAAUUUUUAGCCCAGGAAUCGCAUAAUGACUUUGAAAAUCCAUCUACUUCAGAGUCUUUAAAUGACCAACAGGAUGGGGCUGUUGAUGUGGACUCUAGCUGUAGUAGCUGUCCAUCACAAACCCAUACAGAAGAUGAGGACUCUAGUGGCAGUCAGUGUGGAACAAAGAGGAAGAGGCACACUCAACCUAGAGGCGGAAAGAUCAGGAAAGAAAAGGAACAAGAGAAUGACAAGAAAGUUGCUCACUUAGCAUCGGAGAAUGAGCGUCUGAAGAGGGAGAUCGAACGUCUUACUUUGGAGGUAGAGAAGACCAGGAAGUCUCUCAUAGAAAGAAUGGUUAAUCUUAAGAAAUGAACUGUUAACCCUGAAUGUGAUAAAACUGUUUAAAGAAGCUCAUGGGAAAACGGUCAUGUCUGGAUCACAGUAUGGGCACUGGGGUGUGAGAUGAUGACUAUGUACAGGACUCUGUAUAUAACUUGUGUAUAAUUUAUGGUAUUUAGAAAUUAAGGCCUCUUGCACAGAAACCUAUUAUGGCUGCAUACAUCAUCCAAGUUGUAUGGAGUUGUAAUACAGCACCUAUAGACCGCUGUGUGGAUUACUUAACAUUCAACACAAUAUAAAUUGUUGCAUGCUUCACAAUUUAUAUUCUCCCUGAGAACUGGUUCUGUGGGAGCAUACCCCAUGAUACUGCACUGUAUGGUGCAAUGUGCAUGAGCCCUAACCAUCGCAAAAAUGUCUAUGUAUCCAUGUUCCUUUUUAAAGGGCCUCUUGUCAGCAGAUUUGUACCUAUGAACCUGGAUUGCAUGUGCA
Bufo bufo (common toad) is the source of this 1290-nucleotide messenger RNA. It is a transcript of the gene DDIT3, whose product is annotated as DNA damage inducible transcript 3. The coding region runs from base 205 to 834 and encodes 209 amino acids. The record is from RefSeq and is a predicted model, not a curated record. Gene Ontology annotation, cellular component: CHOP-ATF4 complex; CHOP-ATF3 complex; cytoplasm. The transcript has 4 exons. Lineage: Eukaryota; Metazoa; Chordata; Amphibia; Anura; Bufonidae. Gene Ontology annotation, biological process: intrinsic apoptotic signaling pathway in response to endoplasmic reticulum stress; positive regulation of intrinsic apoptotic signaling pathway; negative regulation of transcription by RNA polymerase II. Gene Ontology annotation, molecular function: DNA-binding transcription activator activity, RNA polymerase II-specific; protein heterodimerization activity; transcription factor binding.